CACACUUCUCACACCUGAUCUUUAUUGUGUGAAAAAAAAAUUCUCAGUUCUGUACUAAUCAGGUUUGAUGCGCAGUCGUCCACUUCUGCAUUUUGUGAUACAAAAUGAACACCACUAUCAAACAACUUGUUAACAGCACUGGCAGUCUGUCGACCAUGGCCACAACCAUUGCUGCUAUCAAUACUUUCAGGAGCCUAAACGCAAGUCAACCCACAGAAGGCAUAACAGGCUCUACAACAGCAUCCUUCACCAUUAUCAGCCAAACCACAGAAGAUUACUAUGACUAUCCUGAGGAAGGCUUUGGGAUUUGUGUGUAUGAGCGUCAUGGGGCCAGUUUUCUUCCAGCCCUCUACAGCAUUUUCUUCCUCCUCGGUCUUCUGGGGAACUCUCUGGUUGUCUGGGUCAUCACUUGUGGGGUGCGUCUCCGCAGCAUGACCGACGUAUGCCUCCUAAACUUGGCUGUUGCUGACCUUCUGUUAGUGUGUUCCCUUCCCUUCCUAGCUCACCAAGCCCGGGACCAAUGGCUGUUUGGGGAUGUUGUGUGCAAAAUGGUCCUGGGUAUUUAUCACAUUGCUUUUUACUGUGGAAUCUUCUUCAUCAGUCUGAUGAGCAUUGACCGGUACUUGGCUGUAGUCCAUGCUGUUUAUGCAAUGAGAGCACGGACAAGGUCCUUUGGAAUGAUCGCAGCUGCUGUUACAUGGGUGGCUGGAUUUUUUGCUUCUUUCCCUGAACUGAUCUUUCUCAAACAACAAGAGUUUAUUGGUAAUACGUCUCAGUUCUGCUUACCUGAAUACUCCCCACCUCUUUCACGUGAAACUGAUUUCACAGUCUCUCAUUUCUGGAGACUUUUCAGCCUUUUUAAAAUGAACAUUUUGGGUCUAUUUCUCCCAGUUGUUAUCAUGGGUUUCUGCUACUCACAGAUUAUCUGGAGGCUACUGUAUAGCCAGUCAUCAAAAAAACAGGCCAUCCGGUUAGUUCUCGUGGUGGUGGCUGUUUUCUUCUGCUGCUGGGUCCCCUAUAACAUUGCCUCAUUUUUCAAAGCACUGGAGCUAUUGGGCAUAUAUUCAGAAUGUGAAAGCAGCAAAGCCAUCAGAUUGGCUUUACAAGUCACUGAGGCCAUUGCAUAUUCUCACAGCUGCCUCAACCCCAUCCUAUAUGUCUUUGUAGGGGAGAAAUUCAGAAAGCACCUGUUGAGGUUGAUAAACAGGACUCCUUGCAGACUGUGCCAGAUGAUCAAAGUCUGCCUUCCUCAAGACAGAAUCAUUGGGUCAGUCUACUCUCAGACCACCAGCCUGGAUGAGAGGAGCACUGCUAUGUAAAUUGGGAGAUGUUUUGUGUGUGUGUGUGUGUGUGUGUGUGUGUGUGUGUGUGUGUGUCUAGGACAUGUUUUGUGAUAUCAAAAAUAAAUACUUCUAGGUACUUCUCACAUUGUAUAGGCUAUUUUGUAACUGCAAGUGUCUUAGAAAAGGACAUGUGACUAUAAAUAUAAGAACGUACAUAUGACUACAUAUCAGUAGUCGUACUUUCACAAGCCUGAUUCUAUGGUCUCAUGAUGUUGUGUGUGUGUAUAUACUGUAUAUAUAUAUUACCAUAUAUUUUCAUACUUUUAUACUUUCAUAAGUUUUAUAGACUAUAUUAGAAUGUUUGAUGGAAUGUUUGAAAGUACUGUAAACAUGGUUUGGGAUAAUUGAGAUUGUUUAAUGAUUGUAUCUGCACGUGCAAUUUUAAGGCAGAAAUUGUUUUGAAUUCAAUUUUGUUUUCCUUUUUUAAAAUCAUGUGCUACUGGCUGACUAUGAGUGAGAAACCGUCAACAACAACAGCUGUCAGUGCGAAUAUAAGAAGCCACAGAAAGCUAUUUCCCCUUAAUCAUCAGCCACCAACAACAAGAAGCCUGAGCCAUACUUGGACACUGACCAUUUCGUUGUGUUGAUUUGGAGGAAACAGCCUCACAAAACAGAUAUUAACUUUUAUUUGCAGAUAAUGACGACUCUCAUAAGUUUUGCAUCAGUUUUGCUUGUAACAAACUGUUGCACAGCAAAAGGUCUGGUGCUGGUGCUAUAGGUUUCAUAGCAUCUAUAGCAGCACAUCUGCACUUAACCUCAACCUCGAGAAAACCACAACUUUAAAGAGGAAGUACAAGCUGUCAGUUGUAUAAAGGUGUCAGCGCUGCACCACAAAUGAGCAUUUAACAGUCAAAUUUUUAAAAAUUCUGAAUUUAAAGUAUGAUGAUAUGAUACAUGCAUUUCAAUGUUCACUUUAAGAUAUUCCCUUAUUAUGUCAUCCCACUCUAUAUUCUGUCAUGCAGACUGACUAACGCAUUUGAUAAAAAAAUAAUCCAACAUCUCAUCCAUGUUGUUGUUGAACUACAUUUCCCUUGGAAAUCAGCAGGAUAGCUCAUUACAUAUGCUCAUAGUGAUUUGAUAUUGCACUUAAAGGCCCAUAAACCCCAAUGUUUAAUCUAAUCUUAUGGGUCAAAGCCCAUAAAGACCAAAUCCUUUAAUUCUCCUAAUGCAGUUACAUAGUGUCAUAUAGUGCUCAUAUAUUUUUAACUCCAUGUUUGUAUCUUUACUGAUUUCUUAUUAUAAUGUUUUUCUUUCUGUUCAGUUGUAUUUGACUAUUUUGAAUUAAAGCAUCAUAUUGG
This is a messenger RNA of Larimichthys crocea (large yellow croaker), 2641 nucleotides long. RefSeq names its product chemokine (C-C motif) receptor 8.2 (gene ccr8.2). Gene Ontology annotation, cellular component: external side of plasma membrane; membrane. The coding region runs from base 105 to 1319 and encodes 404 amino acids. The transcript has 3 exons. Lineage: Eukaryota; Metazoa; Chordata; Actinopteri; Sciaenidae. The record is from RefSeq and is a predicted model, not a curated record. Gene Ontology annotation, biological process: positive regulation of cytosolic calcium ion concentration; immune response; G protein-coupled receptor signaling pathway. Gene Ontology annotation, molecular function: C-C chemokine binding; C-C chemokine receptor activity.